Cuscuta epithymum is the source of this 1058-nucleotide messenger RNA. The record is from the annotation of a GenBank genome assembly. NCBI's taxonomy places the organism in Eukaryota, Viridiplantae, Streptophyta, Magnoliopsida, Solanales, Convolvulaceae.
CUUGGAUGCAAGGCAAGAUAUAGUGGUCGUUGAAGUCCCUAAACUUGGGAAAGAAGCGGCCCAAAGGGCCAUCAAGGAAUGGGGCCAGCCCAAGUCCACAAUCACCCAUUUGGUCUUUUGUACCACUAGCGGUGUGGACAUGCCCGGGGCCGACUACCAGCUCACUAAGCUUCUUGGGCUCAAACCCUCCGUCAAAAGGCUUAUGAUGUACCAACAAGGCUGCUUCGCCGGCGGGACGGUUCUCCGGCUGGCCAAGGACUCGCCGAGAACAACAAGGGCGCUCGGGUUCUGGUCGUCUGCUCGGAAAUCACCGCCGUCACCUUCCGAGGCCCAAGUGAUUCGCAUCUGGACAGUCUGGUGGGCCAGGCUCUAUUCGGAGAUGGGGCCGCGGCGAUUAUAAUAGGGUCAGACCCAAUUGCGGGCCUAGAGAGGCCCUUGUUCGAGCUGGUCUCGGCGGCCCAAACUAUUCUGCCGGAUAGCCACGGCGCCAUCGACGGGCACCUCCGGGAAGCCGGCCUGACGUUCCAUUUGCUGAAAGACGUUCCGGGGCUGAUAUCUAAGCACAUAGAGAAGAGUUUGAAGGAAGCAUUUCAACCGCUGGGAAUUACCGAUUGGAACUCGGUUUUCUGGGCCGCUCAUCCGGGCGGGCCGGCAAUUCUGGACCAAGUUGAAGCCAAGUUGGGUCUGGAGCCCGAGAAACUUCGGGCCACCCGACAUGUGUUGAGCGAGUAUGGGAAUAUGUCCAGCGCCUGUGUGUUGUUUAUUUUGGAUGAGAUGAGGAAGGCCUCCGCUGAAGGUGGGCUGAGCACCACGGGUGAAGGGCUGGAUUGGGGGGUCUUGUUCGGGUUCGGGCCUGGACUCACUGUCGAGACCGUUGUCCUUCAUAGCGUCUCAACUCACUAAUUCAUUAAUUAGUGAAAAUAAGUUUUUAAUUAUGUUGAUACGGUUAUUAUCCAUUUCUAUAUGUAUUUACGUCAUAACAAUAACGAUGGAGUAAUAUAUUACGUAUAAUGUAAUACUCUGUAUCUAAUAUUACCUUUAUCCUAUUCCAAUAAAAC